Molecule: messenger RNA, 672 nt
Organism: Asparagus officinalis (garden asparagus)
Lineage: Eukaryota; Viridiplantae; Streptophyta; Magnoliopsida; Asparagales; Asparagaceae
Exons: 4
Coding region: 1-672 (223 amino acids)
Source: RefSeq, a predicted model, not a curated record
AUGACUCCUGGCAUUCCCCGGAUACCUGAGGAUGAUGGACCUAUAGGAUCAGCCGUUGUGCCUGAUGCCACUAUAGUUUCUGGGGCUGAUAGUUUGCCUGAGAGCGGUGUUUCCCCGCCACAGCCGAGAGGUAUGACUGAUUUGCCUACAGGGGUUGAUAUACCCUCCAUGACUACUCAUGUAGUUAUUUUGGAACCUGUCGGAUUUCAGCCUGAGGGGACCUCCGUUGGCCUUGGAUCUCGAUCAUCUCUAUAUGAGCGUGUCCGCGCCCUCUUGGCUGAUACCGAUCCCGAUAAAGAUAUUUUUCGUACAGACCUCGGCCUUUUUACUGUCUUUUAUAACGGCAUGAUCGAGAAACUUCUUCAUCGAGGAUACAGUUUUGAUCAGUUCAGGCGUUCUUUUUCUCGUCAUAUGCCGAUGUUCAGAGAAGAAGGGUAUCCAGAGUUGGCCGAUUCCUUCACUGCCGAUUUCACUGUUCUGGAGUCAGAGAUCCGAGAGUUGAAGGAGUUGAAGGCUGGUAGAGCUUCUUCCUUCGUGUCCUCUCAGAUGGAGCAUAGGCUGACACAGUGGCACGACCUGAGAUCUUCCAUCGGCAGCGAGCUUCGAUCACAUGAGCAUUCUGUUGCGCAGCUGAUGGCUACCGUGGCGAGGAAGGAUACAGAUAGGCAAUGA